Sitophilus oryzae (rice weevil) is the source of this 2165-nucleotide messenger RNA. It is a transcript of the gene Hsc70-2, whose product is annotated as heat shock 70 kDa protein cognate 2. Bases 227 to 2110 code for a protein of 627 amino acids. Lineage: Eukaryota; Metazoa; Arthropoda; Insecta; Coleoptera; Curculionidae. Gene Ontology annotation, biological process: cellular response to unfolded protein; protein refolding. Gene Ontology annotation, cellular component: cytoplasm. Gene Ontology annotation, molecular function: ATP-dependent protein folding chaperone; misfolded protein binding; ATP binding. The record is from RefSeq and is a predicted model, not a curated record. The transcript has 10 exons.
UGUAGAAAAUCAUAUAUGGCCACGCAACUCGCACCGAAAAAAUCCUUACGAAUUCGACUAAGUAGGCUGCUGUAGGAGUGCGAUCGCCUGACAGAAAAACAGCCGAACAUCUCUCACAGUAUAUUUCUGUACUCGCGUAGUCAGCACCAGUUUGAAUUUUGUGAAAAUUUAACAAAAAAAAUCGUUUUGCACUUAGAAGUUUUUUUGUUUUAAGUAAAAGCCAAAUAUGGGUAAAAUAGCGGCUAUUGGUAUCGACUUGGGUACUACGUACUCUUGUGUGGGGGUAUGGCAGCAUGGAAAAGUGGAGAUUAUAGCUAAUGACCAAGGCAACAGAACUACCCCUAGCUAUGUAGCGUUCACGGAUACAGAGAGGCUUAUAGGGGAUGCAGCUAAAAGCCAGGUCGCUAUGAACCCCAAAAACACGGUUUUCGAUGCCAAGCGUCUGAUUGGUCGAAAAUUUGACGAUGAGAAGAUCCAGCAAGACAUGAAACACUGGUCUUUCACCGUGGUAAACGAUGGAGGAAAACCGAAAAUUCAAGUAGAGUAUAAAGGAGAGAACAAGAAAUUUGCUCCGGAAGAAAUUAGUUCCAUGGUACUCACCAAGAUGAAAGAGAUAGCAGAGACCUAUUUGGGAGGCAAAGUAACCGACGCUGUCAUUACAGUCCCAGCGUACUUUAACGACUCCCAAAGACAAGCUACUAAAGAUGCUGGAGUUAUAUCUGGAUUGAACGUUCUCAGGAUCAUUAACGAACCUACUGCUGCAGCUUUGGCUUAUGGUUUAGAUAAAAAUUUAAAAGGGGAAAAGAAUGUACUUAUCUUUGAUUUGGGAGGUGGUACAUUUGAUGUUUCCAUACUGUCAAUCGAUGAAGGUUCUCUAUUUCAAGUAAAAUCAACUGCAGGAGAUACCCACUUAGGAGGAGAAGACUUCGAUAACCGUCUAGUAAACCACUUCGUUGAAGAAUUCAAAAGAAAGUUCAAAAAAGACCUCAGUUCGAACACCAGAGCCUUGAGAAGAUUAAGAACUGCUUGCGAAAGAGCAAAAAGAACUCUAUCCUCUUCGACUGAAGCCAGCCUGGAAAUAGACGCUCUCCACGAAGGUGUAGACUUUUAUUCCAAGAUCACCAGAGCAAGAUUCGAAGAACUAUGCAUGGACCUCUUCAGAUCUACACUCCAACCUGUUGAAAAAGCCUUGAAUGAUGCUAAGUUGGAUAAAGGAGCUAUCCACGAUGUUGUUUUAGUUGGUGGAUCAAUUAGGAUCCCAAAAAUCCAGAAAAUGUUACAGGAAUUCUUUUGUGGAAAACCUUUGAAUUUAUCAAUCAAUCCCGAUGAAGCUGUAGCUUAUGGAGCAGCUGUGCAAGCUGCCAUUUUGAGUGGAGAUACUUCAUCUCAAAUUCAAGAUGUUCUUUUGGUGGAUGUAGCUCCUCUGUCUUUAGGUAUCGAGACAGCAGGAGGUGUGAUGACCAAACUAGUUGAAAGAAACUCUAGAAUUCCCUGUAAGCAACAGCAAACAUUUACUACUUAUUCUGACAAUCAAAACGCUGUAACUAUACAGGUAUUUGAAGGUGAACGAGCUAUGACAAAGGAUAAUAACCUCCUUGGUACUUUUAACUUAACAGGAAUACCUCCAGCACCAAGAGGUGUUCCCAAAAUCGAGGUUACUUUUGAUUUGGAUGCAAACGGUAUACUGAAUGUCUCUGCCAGAGAUACCAGUACGGGAAAAUCAGAGAAAAUCACUAUAACCAAUGAUAAAGGUCGUCUAUCCAAAGCUGAAAUCGAUAAGAUGUUGGCUGAUGCUGAGAAAUAUGCUUCAGAAGAUGAACAACAGAAGCAAAGAAUAACAGCAAGAAACCAGUUAGAGACGUACAUCUUCAGCGCUAAACAGGCUGUGGAAAACGCUCCGAGUGACAGAUUGGGUGAGAGCGACAAAAAAUUAGUAGAAGAAAAAUGUUCCAGCGCUCUGCAAUGGCUGGACAACAACCAGCUGGCGGAAAAAGACGAGUACGAAGACAAAUUAAAAGAUUUACAAAGAGAGGUACAGCCUGUCAUGAUGAAAUUGCACCAAGGAGGUGCUCAGCCUCAAGCAGGACCAAAAGUAGAGGAAGCUGAUUAAAGAGCAUUUUUUUGUAAAUAAAACAAAUUUUUAAUUAAAUUAUUAUGUUUCUCUC